AUGGGCAUCAAGACAGCGUUGCCCGCGGCAGAGCUAGGCCUGUACUCCCUGGUGCUGAGUGGGGCCCUAGCCUAUGCUGGCCGGGGCCUCCUUGAGGCCUCACAAGAUGGGGCCCACAGGAAGGCUUUCCGGGAGUCUGUGAGACCCGGCUGGGAGUACAUUGGUCGGAAGAUGGAUGUGGCUGACUUCGAAUGGGUCAUGUGGUUCACCUCCUUCCGCAAUGUCAUCAUCUUCACCCUCUCUGGACACGUGCUAUUUGCUAAACUCUGCACAAUGGUUGCCCCCCAGCUCCGCUCCUGGAUGUAUGCUGUGUAUGGGGCCCUGGCCGUGGUGGGCAUCAUGGGCCCUUGGUACCUGCUGCUGCUGCUUGGCCACUGUGUGGGCCUCUAUGUUGUCUCACUCUUUGGCCAGCCCUGGCUCUGUCUUGGCGUCGGCCUGGCCAGCCUUGCCUCUUUCAAGCUGGACCCCCUCAUUUCCUGGCAGAGCGGGUUUGUAACAAGGACUUUUGAUCUUCAAGAGGUGCUGUUUCACGGGGGCAGCGGUUUCACGGUGCUGCGUUGCACCAGUUUCGCGCUGGAGAGCUGUGCCCACCCUGACCGCCGCUACUCCCUAGCCGACCUGCUCAAGUACAAUUUCUACCUGCCUUUCUUCUUCUUCGGACCCAUCAUGACCUUUGACCGCUUCCACGCUCAGGUGAGCCAGGUGGAGCCCGUGCGGCCAGAGGGCGAGCUGUGGCGCAUCAGGGCCCAAGCAGGACUCAGCGUGAUAGCCAUCUUGGCCGUGGACGUCUUCUUCCACUUCUUCUACAUCCUCACCAUCCCCAGUGACCUCAAGUUCGUCAACCGUCUCCCGGACAGCGCCCUCGCUGGCCUAGCCUACUCAAACCUGGUGUACGACUGGGUGAAGGCGGCUGUCCUCUUCGGAGUCGUCAACACCGUUGCGCGCCUCGACCAUCUGGACCCGCCCCACCCUCCCAAGUGCAUCACAGCGCUCUAUGUCUUCGCAGAGACACACUUUGACCGUGGCAUCAAUGACUGGCUUUGCAAGUACGUGUAUGACCACAUUGGUGGGCAGCACUCUGCAGUGAUCCCAGAGCUGGGGGCCACCAUAGCCACAUUUGCCAUCACCACUCUGUGGCUUGGACCUUGUGAUGUUGUCUACCUGUGGUCAUGCCUUAACUGCUUUGGGCUCAAUUUUGAGCUCUGGGUACAGAAGCUGGCAGAGAUGGAGCCCCUAGCGCAAAUUGAGACCUCUCUGUCAGAGCAGAUGUCCCGCAGGGUCCGAGCCGUCUUUGGAGCCAUGAACUUCUGGGCCAUCGUCAUGUACAACCUUGUAAGCCUGAACAGCCCUGAGUUCACAGAGCUGGUCGUCCAGCGCCUGCUGCUCUCAGGGUUCCCCCGGACCACGCUGGCCAUCCUGUUUGUCACCUACUGUGGUGUCCAACUGGUGAAGGAGCGAGAGCGAACCCUGGCUCUGGAGGAGGAGCAGAAGCAGGACAAAGAGAAGCUCGAGUAG
Rangifer tarandus platyrhynchus (Svalbard reindeer) is the source of this 1515-nucleotide messenger RNA. NCBI's taxonomy places the organism in Eukaryota, Metazoa, Chordata, Mammalia, Artiodactyla, Cervidae. The record is from the annotation of a GenBank genome assembly.